UAAAGUAAUGCAGUAAUGUAGUAAUGUAGUACCUAUCGUAGUAGUACAGGUAGGUAGGUCAGUAAGGCAGACCAGCAAGGUACCUAGGUUAGUCGCAUACCCGCAAGCAACAGGGCGAACCCGUCGAACUUCUAACCUGGUUCUCUCCUACCUACCUACCUGUGACUAACUAAACAUCCUAUCCUCUCCUAUACCAACUCACCAGCGCGUCAUCAUCAACCAUCAUGAAAUCCGCACGCCAGGCCCUCCGCCGUCUCGGGGAGCCCCUCCCCCGUACCACCACCGCGCACCGCCACUCUCUCCGCCCCUUCACCUCCGCAUCGCCUCGCGGGUCCCCGCCCGCCGCCGCCCUCGAGAUCCAGCAGCAGCAGCCGUCGCCGCCCCCGCCUUACCCCGUCCCCGGCCGUCCGACCCCUGCUGUUCGCCCCGAAGCCCCGGCAGCACCUGCUACUCCUGAGGCGAAGGCUAGAGCCAAGGAGGUACUUCGCGAUGCGGUUGCUGCGACUGAGCCGAGGAAUGACUGGACGAGGGAGGAGAUAGCGGCGAUUUAUCACCAUCCGCUGAUGAAUCUGGUGCACGAAGCUGGCCUGAUCCACCGACGCUUCCACAACCCCUCCGAGGUCCAGCUGUGCACCCUCAUGAACAUAAAGACCGGCGGCUGCACCGAAGACUGCUCGUACUGCGCCCAAGCAACGCGCUACCAAAAGGGGACCGGCCUAACCGCCAAAAAAGUCGAGUCCGUCGAGUCCGUCCUGCUCGCCGCGCGCGCCGCCAAGGCGAACGGGAGCACGCGGUUCUGCAUGGGCGCCGCGUGGCGCGACAUGCGGGGGCGGAAGAACAGCCUGCGGAACAUCGCCGAGAUGAUCCGCGGCGUGCGCAGCUUGGGGAUGGAGGCGUGCGUGACGCUGGGCAUGAUCGACGGCGCGCAGGCGGCGGAGCUGAAGGAGGCCGGGCUCACGGCGUACAACCACAACGUCGACACGAGCCGCGAGUUCUACCCGUCGGUCAUCUCCACGCGCACGUAUGACGAGAGGCUGCAGACGCUGGCGCAUGUGCGGGAGGCGGGGAUUAAUGUCUGCUCGGGUGGUAUCCUGGGCCUGGGCGAGACGAACACGGAUCGUGUGGGCUUACUGCACACGGUUUCGACGCUACCUAAGCAUCCUGAGAGCUUCCCUGUCAAUGCACUGGUGCCGAUAAAGGGGACGCCGCUUGGUGACCGCCCGCCGUUGGACUUUACUAGUAUGCUCCGCACAGUCGCCACAGCGCGCAUCCUCAUGCCAGCGACCAUCAUCCGGAUCGCCGCGGGGCGGAAGACGAUGUCGGAGGAGAAGCAAGCGCUGUGUUUCCUGGCGGGCGCGAACGCCAUCUUCACGGGCGAGAAGAUGCUGACGACGGAGUGCAACGGGUGGGACGAGGACAAGGAGAUGUUCGAGCGCUGGGGGUUGGAGCCGAUGAGGAGUUUUGAUAAGUCCCCGCCACUGGCGGCGGUUGAAGAGGACGGGGGGUUGUAG
This is a messenger RNA of Hypoxylon fragiforme, 1511 nucleotides long. Its product is annotated as biotin synthase. NCBI's taxonomy places the organism in Eukaryota, Fungi, Ascomycota, Sordariomycetes, Xylariales, Hypoxylaceae. Gene Ontology annotation, molecular function: 2 iron, 2 sulfur cluster binding; biotin synthase activity. Gene Ontology annotation, biological process: biotin biosynthetic process. Gene Ontology annotation, cellular component: mitochondrion. The record is from RefSeq and is a predicted model, not a curated record. The transcript has 4 exons. Bases 225 to 1511 code for a protein of 428 amino acids.